GUUUAACAUGGAGAACGAGGAAGAGGAAGAUGAAAUCUUUACAACAUUUCAGGGAGGAUAUGAAGGGCAAGAAGAUGUGGAGGAGCAGGAGGAAGAAGAAGAAGAGCAAGAGGAAGAGGAACCAGAUGCUGAGAGGAAAAGCAGUUGGGAUGUCCCAAUUCCAAGUCGAUCACUGGCCAGUCGCAGAGCUUCACUUCCAUGUCCGGCUCAGCUGAAUGCGAUGCAUCUGAACCGUUUGCACGCUACCACCAUGAGCCCUAGCCCGGUUUAUCUGAGCCACUGGCCUCAGCGCGGUGAGGCGAGGCCGUGUUCUCGCUUUAGCCAUGUUGCCAAUAGUGAGGAGGGAACGCACACUAACAGCAGCACAUGUGACAGACACCCACAUGCCAUCCCAACCAUCCCUGAGGUGCACGAGCCUCUGGAGAGAAAACCUCGGUUUAGGAGCCGCAAUGUCAUGUCUCUGAGUGAUGCAGACAGUUUGUGUCUGAUCUGCCAUGACGACCUACGCAAAGGAGGCGGAGUUAUCAGAGAACUUCACUGUUCCCACAGCUUCCACAGUGAGUGCAUAGAGGAAUGGCUGUGGACCAAGCAGACCUGUCCCACGUGUCAAAAGCAUGUUGCCAUGCCAGAGCCCCUGUACUGGACAUCAACCAGAGUAAUAGUGCCCUGAACUCUUCCAGCUGCCGUUUAAACUACCUUGGACAUCAAAUGAGUAACCAAAACAUCAGAUAUAGUGGUGGAUAUAAAAGAAACAGCUAUUUCAUACAGAAAAGGUGGUCAUUUGACUAAUCACAAAGAGGAGGUUUUGUUAUUCAGGAGACACAGAUUGGUAGAGCAAUUCUUUGUACAUAGGCUGAUUUUAACAGUGAGUGUAAAAUUGUUUUUUAAAUCAUAUUUACAUAUUAAGAAAAUGAAUUAUUUUCUAUCGUGUAUAUCUUUUUUCUGCAGAAAUGUUGUAUGAAGUUGUACAAUUGUAAAUUUUAAAAUGUACCUCACUAUAUUUGUAAGUAAAUCAAAGUAGGCCUGCGUGCAAUGUUCUGUUUUCAAAACAUCUAAGUUAAGCAGUACUAUCAACAAAAGUGUAGGCCUGCAUUUUCCAGAUGUGUACUUGAGGAAAUGUGUUUCCUUACUAUACUUAAGUACUAUUUUAUUUGAGCUCAUACAGUAUUUCAAUAAUCAUCCUGAUAUAAAAUUAUGAUGAUUCUUAAUGUCAGAAUCACAUUCCUGUGAUGUUUACUGGGUUAAACCUUUAUUAAAAACAACCAAUAAAAUCUACUUCAAUGUUGUCA
This is a messenger RNA of Labeo rohita (rohu), 1289 nucleotides long. Its product is annotated as E3 ubiquitin-protein ligase TTC3. Gene Ontology annotation, cellular component: cytoplasm. The transcript is spliced from 4 exons. Gene Ontology annotation, biological process: ubiquitin-dependent protein catabolic process. Gene Ontology annotation, molecular function: ubiquitin protein ligase activity. Lineage: Eukaryota; Metazoa; Chordata; Actinopteri; Cypriniformes; Cyprinidae. Bases 8 to 670 code for a protein of 220 amino acids. The record is from RefSeq and is a predicted model, not a curated record.